GACGCACCGGAAGCGGCUCCGCUCCCACGGGGGCGGGGAAGGAAGAUGGCGGCCCCCAGCAGCCGGUGAAGAGAGAGGAGGACACGGGGAUCCCGGGGAGCGGCCGGACUCUUGCGUUAUGGCCGCAUCCCCGCACACUCUUUCCUCACGCCUCCUGACAGGUUGGGUAGGAGGAUGUGUCUGGUAUCUAGAAAGAAGAGCUAUGCAGGAAUCCUCUCACACAUUCGUGCAUCUUUUCAGGAAUGUCAAUAAGCAGUGGAUUACAUUUCAGCACUUGUCCUUCCUCAGGCGCAUGUAUGUCACACAACUGAACAGAAGCCUCAACCAGCAAGUAAAACGGAAGCCAGAACCUGUGGCAUCUCCUUUCCUCGAGAAAACAUCUUUGGGUCAAGCCAAAGCAGAAAUCUGUGAAAUGAGACCUCUUCCACCCCCCAGCCUCCCGUUAUCCAGAAAGCCAAAUGAAAAAGAAUUGCUCGAACUGGAAUCAGCAUCCGUAAUUGAAGGCUCGCUAGAUGCAGGGAAAGAGGCGAAGGAUGAAAAGCGCUGGAAAGAGAUGAAGUUGCAGCUGGACGAUUUGCCGGGAAUUUUGGCACGGCUCUCCAAAAUCAAGCUCACAGGAUUAUCAUCUCCUUCUGGUCAUCCUCUAACCGUUAUCUGGACCCCAGAAUCAUCAUCCUCUACAGCUCUGGUCGUCAGCACCACUUCAGCCGGAUUUGCACUGGCCCCAGGACCUUUUGACUGGCCCUGCUUUCUGCUUACUUCUCUGGGCACAGGCCUUGCAUCCUGUGCCGCCAACUCCAUCAAUCAGUUUUUUGAGGUGCCGUUUGAUUCAAAUAUGAAUAGGACAAAGAACAGACCUCUCGUUCGUGGACAAAUCAGCCCGUUGCUGGCUGUGGCCUUCGCCACCUGCUGUGCUGUCCCAGGAGUCGCCCUCCUGACCUGGGGUGUGAACCCGCUCACGGGAGCCCUGGGGGUCUUCAACAUUUUCCUGUAUACCUGCUGCUACACGCCGUUGAAGAGGAUCAGCAUCGCCAACACGUGGGUGGGCGCCGUGGUCGGGGCCGUCCCGCCGGUCAUGGGCUGGACGGCGGCUACCGGCAGCCUCGACGCCGGUCCCAGGACCCCCGAUAAACCGGCAAAUGCAGUUUCUCCUUCCAGCAAGCCCCGUCUCUACCCAGCAACAUGGACAUUUGAAUGGGCGCCCAGCAGUCCGCUGUUACCAGUCGAUGUGGGAGCAUUAUCCUUCUAUUUUUUAUUUUUUAUUUUUUUAUUUUUUUAUUUUUUGGGGGGGGCAACAUCCUCCUAAAAGAAGGUGCUGGUAUAUGUGAAUAUCCCUGGGUGGGCCCGUUAAGGAAUCUUUCCAUCUGUAAGAGGAGAGUGAUGUCACCCACUGGAAGGUGGUUGUGAGCAUGAGUGUACAUAUAAUACCUGCACCCAAGGACUGGCAUGUGACUGCCACAAGGCAUUUAACUGGGAUGUCUUGCAGGCACCUCAAACUCAAAAUAGCUCCAAAUAGAGCUCUUUGUGCCUCCACCGUGAACACACUCACCUGUGUGUGUCCCCCGUGUUCCCCACCUGAGUACGAGGAUCGGUGCCUGCCACCCCCAUGACACCUGAUCCAGCCUAUAGAUGCCCGCGUGGCCCAGUGGUGAGCUUUCCACUUAGUUGGGGCAUGGUGCCAGCCUUUGAGAAGGUCUUCCCUGAGCCGUGAGCCUCCAGCCACCCCAUCGUGUGGCCCUGUUCUGACUGUAAACAGCACUCAUUACUGUCACAAGUGCUCCUGUCUGUCUCUCCCUCCAGACCUGCAGCAGGGCCCGGUCUUGCUCCCCACCGCCCGUUAGCAUCUGGAAUGGCACCUGGCACAUGGCAGACACCCUCCAUCUAUUCACCAAGGGAAUGGAGUCCACGAACAGUGGCUGCUUCCAUUAUUACCACGAAAAUUGGAGUUAUGUUUACAUGAACUAAAAUAUAUACGUAUCAGGUUAUUUAUAGACUGGGUUAAAAUGGAUUGGAGGGAUUUGCCAGAAACCCUACCGGAACAGGGAUGCACGCAUCGAGUCUUGGUUAUUUUGUAAUCUUGGAAGGCUGUAAAGGAAUCGACAGACUUAUGGAACCCACAAGACCCCAUCAAUGGAUCGGAAACCUGACCCAGUCCUCCGAGUCUGAGCCCGCACGAGUUCUCCUUGUUAUGCCACAACCAUCUGAUGCAAUGAAUUCAGAAAUGGGCGCGUGUCUGCCCCGAACAAUAUGGGUAAAAGUCUCCACUCUAUCUGGGAGGGGACGAGAAAGCCUUCCCCCAUUGUAGCUGCACAGGCCGUGCUGUAGAGGAAUACAGAUCAGAGAUUAAAAGAGAGGCUCGGUCCCUCUGAUCCUCCUCGGCGUGGGCACCACAGGGCCCCUGCAGGACCUUGGAAGCCCCAGCUUGGUUUUCUGCACGAUUCUGAAUUAUUUAAACUGCCUUCUCGCCUGCUGAGUUCUGUUUUCGCAGUAGUGCACCCCCCCCCCCACCCUUCUCUGAACAUUCCCACAGACAAGGGGCUUAAAAGAUGCUCAUUACCUGCAAUAGGACCGUGGUUACAGAUUUUCAACCUCUGUGCCGGCCGGUGCUGGCCAGGGUAGAUGACACAGUGGGUUAGUGAGCCCUCAGGUCCCUGACCCAGGAGGCACUUGGGUGUCAGGAGCAAGGCAUAGAGGCAGAGCAUCCCAGAAGAGGGAGGAAGGGGGAGGGGAGGCAGAAUCCUAGUAGUUGGCCCUGUCGGUUCACAAAUCAGUACUGGAAAACAGCAACCUCGGGUGGCUUUUAGUAAAGCCUUUCUUUGUACACGUGGGUUCCCGCCGAUGCGUGUGAGGGACCCUCUACUGUGGUGGCAUCGAGCACUUUCUAUAUUCUACUCCAGAGAUGCAGAGGAAAAUGAAUGUUCCCUUCAGGAAUUUGCAUUCAAGCAGAAAACACAGGAGCACGUAAUGAUGGGACACCGGGGUUUACCCAGUGGUAGACGCAGGUCUGAGUAGCUUCCAGACACACAUCCUGGCUCAGACCCCUCUUCACGAUUCCCUGGUUGCCAUCUGGAUGUCCCAAAGGCGUGUCAGGCUGAACACACUCAAGGUCACACUCAUGCGCUGUCCUCCCUGUCUCCCCUAUUUGUCAUCUCAAGGAAUGGUAUCUCCACGGGGCCCGUCUUGAUACCUCCCUCUCCCUCCCCUCCUUAUUUCACACUCACUCCCUGUCAUGUGGCCUCCAGAAGGCCUCUCAGGUCCGUCCUCUUUCCACCCCACUGUCAUCACCUUGAUCCCAGCCCUUGUCGCCUCUCAUCUCAGCCUCUGGUCAGGCCUCCCCUACCUGCUCGGGGUCCCUCCAGUGUAUUCUUUCACAGAUUGGUCAAGUGACACCACUGCCCUUUCUUCACGCCCCACCCCCCAACACGCACGUGUGUCCAUGUGCACACAUUCACACAGCCUUAAACACGUCACCAUCUCUCCAUGGCUCCCUGUUGUAUUUAGGAUCAAACCAGGACUUACUUAGCACAGUCUGCAGACUUGGGGACCCCACCCACCCCUCCAGCCACACUCGAUUCCUUUUUUGAUUUUGAUACAUUUUUUUAAAAUUAUGAUUCAGCCAGCUGACCUUUUUUUCUUUCGAUUGACAGUUCUAUGAAUCCUAACACAUGUUCUCAUCUCCUUUUAAUACCCUGACUACACUGUGCAUCUUCCUGCCCCUUCAUGACGACCUCUCCCUCUGCCAGCCCCCAGGAGACCAGGUCACUCAUCCCGCAGAGCUCAGCUCCGACGUCCCUUCCUCAGAGACGGCUCCUCUGCCCGCCUCAACUGGGUCUUGUUCUGUGUCCUCAUGGCACGAACUCUUCCUGCACAGCUGCUGAGUGGUGAUGUAGAUUCGCUAGUGUGGCUCUUGAUCUAAUGCCCCGGUGGUGAACCCCCACCCCCACCCCAGGAGGGGCACGUGUGGAUUUGUGCUCGCCAUCCUACCCCCAGUGCCCGGUACAGUGCUUGCCACUUAGUAGUAGGUGCUCAGCAAACACUUCCAUGCAUGAGUAAAUGGGCAGGGAGGUGCUCAGCAAACACUCCGUGCAUGAGUAAAUGGGCAAGGCGUCGCCUGCAUGGGAAUGAGCAGCCCUGCAGUCAGGACUUGGGGGUGGUGGCUUAAUGUGGUAGGGGAGCUGGUCUCCACAUCAGAGAGGCUUGUUCUGAAUCCCUCCUUUACCUCUUUUUGUAGAAUUUAACAUCCUCUGAGCUGUGUUGGCUCACUUAAUGAGCAUAAAACCCAACAGCCUGUGGGCAGGAUUAAAUGAGCUAAACUGCAUGAAAGUCUCUGUCUUAGUAGGUGCUCCAGAGUGGCAGCCUGCAUCCCGCCCUCGUGGGUGAGGGGAGGCCCUGCGCCAGAGGGGCUAAAUGCUGCUCGAGAUCCUAAUACGUCCUCCUCGAAAACCUGCAAGGCCACAGACAAGUUCUCGUUCUGCUCAGGGACCAUGUCCCCUUAUGCCGCUCCAUUUACUGAACACAUGCUGUUUUGGUACCUCCUGCUUGCCCUGUGGUGCAGGCUCUGUGGAAUGUGCUGGACCCCUGCCCUGGAAGCGCUGGGAGUCCACCGCGAACCAGGAUGCUGAGCGUGGGCCCCGAGCUACCUUCAGUACGGCCUUGGGAGCAGGGAGCUGCCCGCCACCCUGGGGAAGGACCUUGUCCAGGAGGCCAGGCCGGCUUGGGACGUGGCCCUGCGCCUCCCCCCAAGCGCCUCGCUCGCAAGGGGAGCCGAAGCCCUCCCACGGAGGUCCCCCCGGCCGGUGCAGGGGCUUCUGGAGUUGUCACCAUGCGGUGCGCACCGCGUGGACGGGAGCCCCAGGUGCUCAGUGUCCUGGGGAGGGGGGAGGUGGUGAGGAAGCCGGCGGGUCCUGGAGGCUCGUCUCCGGUGCCAGGCUGACCCGGACAAGCAGAGGCGAGAACAGAGACUGGCAGGGGAUCUGGGAGCCGCGGGAGAUGCGGAGGGAGCACCGCGGGGCCGGAAAGGAUGCUUCUGUGCCUCUCUGACCACCGCCUCUCUCUGCUCUCCCCCUUUUCCGCCCGCAACCCGC
Messenger RNA from Mirounga angustirostris (Northern elephant seal), 5084 nucleotides. RefSeq names its product protoheme IX farnesyltransferase, mitochondrial. The coding region runs from base 119 to 1306 and encodes 395 amino acids. Gene Ontology annotation, cellular component: mitochondrial membrane; mitochondrion. The transcript has 8 exons. Gene Ontology annotation, biological process: heme A biosynthetic process. Gene Ontology annotation, molecular function: protoheme IX farnesyltransferase activity. The record is from RefSeq and is a predicted model, not a curated record. NCBI's taxonomy places the organism in Eukaryota, Metazoa, Chordata, Mammalia, Carnivora, Phocidae.